Molecule: messenger RNA, 357 nt
Organism: Naegleria fowleri
Lineage: Eukaryota; Heterolobosea; Eutetramitea; Acrasida; Naegleriidae
Exons: 1
Coding region: 1-357 (118 amino acids)
Source: RefSeq, a predicted model, not a curated record
AUGGCUGACUCUGUGAAAGAGAAUGCAACUUCCAUGAAUGAAGAGUUGAGAAAAGAGCAUGAAUUUACCCCAGAGAGUCUAUUCAAUCGUGAAAUGUCCAAAGAUAUUGAUGAAUCCAUUACUGAUAAAUUAAAUCGAACCAGAAUCAUUGGCAAUAGGGAUGAAGGACAAGAUUUGACUCGGGAAGCAGGAGAUUGGGCCAAAGAGCAAGCCAAAAUGGAGCGCAAGUUUGGUGUCUCGACCACAAACCCAGAGAACUUGAAAGGGGAAGAGGAAGAAAAAUCAAUCCCAGGAAGGAUUAAAAGAGGACUAAAAGCUGCCAAGAGAUGGACCAAAACAUUCUUAACAGGUUCAUAA